This is a messenger RNA of Physeter macrocephalus (sperm whale), 10243 nucleotides long. It is a transcript of the gene ADARB1, whose product is annotated as adenosine deaminase RNA specific B1. The record is from RefSeq and is a predicted model, not a curated record. The transcript is spliced from 9 exons. Gene Ontology annotation, molecular function: tRNA-specific adenosine deaminase activity; double-stranded RNA binding; double-stranded RNA adenosine deaminase activity. Gene Ontology annotation, cellular component: nucleolus; cytoplasm. NCBI's taxonomy places the organism in Eukaryota, Metazoa, Chordata, Mammalia, Artiodactyla, Physeteridae. The coding region runs from base 218 to 2032 and encodes 604 amino acids. Gene Ontology annotation, biological process: adenosine to inosine editing; RNA processing.
UGAGUUAAAUUAAUGCAAAGUAAUGGAAUGCUUCUGUUACAGAGGGAAGGCUUUCAGGUGAGAGCUGGAGAGGGGCCUGAAGGACGCUCUCCAACCAGACGCCACGCUUAGAUCUUCUCAGCCCCACCUUCACCGAAGCGCCGAGGAAACAGAAACACGUUGAGUGCGAGACAGAAACAGUCUCCGCCAGUCAAGAAACCCUCAAAAGUAUUUUGCCAUGGAUGUAGAAGAUGAAGAAAACAUGAGUCCGAGCAGCACAGAUGUUAAGGAAAACUGCGGUCUGGACGGCGCGCCCCCCAAGGACGGCAGCGGCCCGGGGCCCGGCGAGGGCGCCCCGCUCUCCAACGGGGGCGGCGGGGGCGCCGGCAGGAAGCGGGCCCUGGAAGAGAGCAGCAACGGCCGCUCCAAGUUCCGCCUGAAGAAGCGGAGGAGGGCGCCGGGGCCCGCGCUGCCCAAGAACGCACUGAUGCAGCUCAACGAGAUCAAGCCUGGCCUGCAGUACGCGCUGCUGUCGCAGACGGGACCCGUGCACGCGCCCCUCUUCGUCAUGUCCGUCGAGGUCAACGGGCAGGUCUUCGAGGGCUCCGGCCCCACGAAGAAGAAGGCCAAGCUGCACGCGGCCGAGAAGGCCUUGCGCUCCUUCGUCCAGUUUCCCAACGCCUCUGAGGCCCACCUGGCCAUGGGCCGGAGCCUGUCCGCCAAUGCAGACUUCACGUCCGACCAGGCUGACUUCCCCGACGCGCUCUUCAAUGGCUUCGAGACCCCGGACAGGCCAGACGUGCCCUUCUACCUGGGCGCCAACGGCGACGACUCCUUCAGCUCGAGUGGGGACCUCAGCCUGGCUGCGUCUCCCGUGCCUGCCAGCCUGGCCCAGCCGCCCCUCCCCGUGCCCCCACCGUUCCCGCCCCCGAGCGGGAAGAACCCCGUGAUGAUCUUGAACGAGCUGCGCCCGGGACUGAAGUAUGACUUCCUCUCAGAGAGCGGGGAGAGCCACGCCAAAAACUUCGUCCUGUCCGUGGUCGUGGACGGGCAGUUCUUCGAAGGCUCGGGGAGGAGCAAAAAGCUCGCCAAGGCCCGGGCCGCGCAGUCCGCCCUGGCCACUGUCUUUAACUUGCGCCUGGACCAGACCCCGUCUCGCCAGCCUGUCCCCAGCGAGGGCCUCCAGCUGCACUCGCCACAGGUCUUGGCCGAUGCCGUGGCUCGCCUGGUUCUGGAGAAGUUUGGGGACCUGACGGACAACCUCGCCGCCCCCCACGCGCGCAGGAAAGUUCUUGCUGGGAUCGUCAUGACAACAGGCACAGACGUGAAGGAUGCCAAGGUGAUCAGUGUUUCCACAGGAACAAAGUGUAUUAACGGGGAGUACAUGAGUGAUCGCGGCCUCGCGCUGAACGACUGCCACGCAGAAAUCAUAUCGCGAAGAUCCUUGCUUAGAUUUCUUUACACACAGCUUGAGCUUUACUUAAAUAGCAAAGAUGAUCAAAAAAGAUCCAUCUUUGAGAAAUCCGAGCGGGGAGGAUUUAAGCUGAAGGAGAACGUCCGGUUCCAUCUGUACAUCAGCACCUCCCCCUGUGGAGAUGCCAGGAUCUUCUCGCCACACGAGCCCGUCCUGGAAGAACCAGCAGACAGACAUCCAAAUCGUAAAGCCCGAGGACAGCUGCGGACGAAAAUAGAGUCUGGUGAGGGGACGAUCCCAGUCCGCUCGAAUGCCAGCAUCCAGACAUGGGACGGGGUGCUACAAGGGGAGCGGCUGCUCACCAUGUCCUGCAGUGACAAGAUGGCGCGGUGGAACGUGGUAGGCAUCCAGGGGUCCCUGCUCAGCGUCUUUGUGGAGCCGAUCUACUUCUCCAGCAUCAUCCUGGGCAGCCUCUACCACGGGGACCACCUCUCCAGGGCCAUGUACCAGCGCAUCUCCAACAUAGAGGACCUGCCCGCCCUGUACACCCUCAACAAGCCUCUGCUCAGCGGCAAGUAUCUCCGGGGCGGCCUCCUUCCUCUGCCCCACGCGCCUGGUUUUGCAGCCUCUGAGUCUUAGGAGGGAAGCACCAGAGGGAGGCUGCCCUGAGGCUAUGGGGGAGCCCGGGCCAGAGCGGAAGGCGAUGGGCCGUUUGAGUGAGUCCCUCGAGAUUACUCUCUCUAGCUGAUUGAAAACCUUGCCAUUUAUGGGGAAACUAGAGCCCAGGCUCGGCACCUGUGUGCUUUCCUUUCACCCGUACUGGUGUGUUCAAGUCCUGUGUCAGUAGCAGAGGCUCACAGAUGCCGUGAAGAUCCCGCAGGCAGCGGCCGCCCGAGAUGAAGCUGGGCCGGGCCCCGCGGGAUACGUCAGCGCAGCGAUGAGCCCCGCAGGCGGCCGGCGCCGCACUCCCAGGCCUGCUCGCAGAGGUUGGCGCUGGGGGUGUGUGUGCCCGUGACGAGCAGCGGUGUCUCUCAGUGGGGACUCGCCCCUGCCCAGCGAGCCCUGUGCUACCAGUUGUUUGUUGUUUCUCUUUUAGAAAGUCAGUGGCUAGCAGUAAAGUGAACAAGAGCUUUUGAAUUCAAGGGUCCUAACUUCUCAGGUCACCUUUAUUUAAAAGGACACAGUUAAGCCGUCACUUGUCUCUUACGUUCAUGGCCACUGAAAACAUCGCGUGUGAGACCCGCGGCAUGCAGGAGGUGCUUAGAAAUCGUUGCUGACCGGUGCCCUGUUGCGUGGUACUUACUAAGCAGCGUUGCUCCACCACUGCAACCUAAAAAGACAGGACCAUCUCGCUAAAGGAAUAUUCCAAGGUGUUGGAAGGAUAGCUCACCCGUGAAAGUCAAAUGUGUUCUAUCACAUCAUAGGUAUAUGAAGUGCAUCUGUGUCUGUGAAAACGUGUGGAAAAAUAGUGUUUCAGUUGGCGCUGCACCACAUAUAUUUGUUAAAAACCUGAAAUUAUAAAUAAGGAAAGAAUCUGCUCUUCCUUCUUCCUCCCCGGUAUCAUCUCUGACCCCAAAGCCUGGGGCCCACAGGUACCACGGCGGGUGUCGUCACAGACGAAAGGAUUCGAACAGCAGAAGUAUGGAGGGGGGCGGUGUCACUGUCUUAAGGUCUUGGGAGGUCACACUCCUUUGAAAUGGGCCCCACAGCGAAGCCCUCAAAACUUUCUCACAGCGGGUCCUGCAGUUAGUAGGUGCCCGGGACAGGGGAGCACCCGGCACACGCGGGUUGUCCCGCUCUGGUCCUCUGGCUGCGCGCACGUGGUGCGUAUCUGUGUGUUCAACAGUUCACGUCGUGGCUGUCGUUCCUUUUUCACUUCACGGUUUAUCGCAGAUCAUUCCCACGUUGAAAAGAGAACGAUGUGUGACAGCAGCGAGAGAACCGUAGUGUUGGAAGGGAGCGAGGAAAACGGACCUGAACGCCGUGCAGAGAGAGGCUGACGUAACUAAACAAGGUUUCCUGGAAACCAGAGCAAAUCUAGGUAGACUUAUUUAAAGAUUUAGCAGUGGGCUGUUUUUGAAGAUGCUGUCGAGGUUAAAAUGAGAAUUUUAUUUUAAUUUCAGCAUAAAUAGCAUGCGUUUACUUUCAGAAAGAAUUUCUUGGUGGCGAGCCUUUGCCUUGGACGUUCACGUGAUGCUCUUCCCCGGCCUCCUGAGCUCUCUCGUUUCUCCUUUUCAGAUUAGUUUCAAAUCCAGCGCCUGCACGUUUCAGGACAGUUCUGGCUUCUCCACUGGACCCCUGAGUCUGAGCUUCUCGACUGGCCCAGUUUGCUGUCCAUGUGCACUAGGGGAACGCAAGAAGAAAGACCAAGGUGCUGGACUGGCCCGGUGCCCCAGCUCCGGGGGCCAUGGUCACAGCCAGGCUGCCCAGGGUCACGGGGUGAGACUCCCCACGGUGCUGGUUUUACUGCCAGCGAUGUCACAAAACAGGAACACACAGAGGAGGAGGCCAAGGUGGGGAAGCGAGGGUGUGAGCUCACCUCCCCGUGAGCUCCGCAAAGAUACCUCCACACGUGGAGCUCUCCUCACCGAACACUAGCUGGAAACUGGCAGGAGGAUGGCCGUACAACCAAGGCUGCAAGAAGGAGACACACGUAACUGGGUGGGACGGGAAGAAGAGCAGCGGGUCGGGCCCUGUGCCCCCGGGAGGGGACCCAGAGGAGAAGGGAGAUCGCGGGGCCGGCAGCAGCCCGGGGGAGUGAGUCGUGAGAGCCACAGGCGGGGCAUCCUAGUCCUGGGGUCCUGCACGUAGGGGACAAGCCUCUCGUUCCUUGGAGAGCCGCUGGGACAGACGGCAAGGCUGGAGAAGCCUGGACUCCCCGCUGGUGAGGAGCACGGGUGCUGGCUGACCCCAGGCAGGGAGGGGAGAGGUCUGCCUUCGUGUCUGCUUCUGUUCUGCGCUCCCCAGCCUGAGCUGAGCGACCACCCUGGCCCUGCCCACUCCACACCACACCUCGGCACUGGACCUAGGGCAGCCAGGACCUGGGAAGAGACUUGAUCUGAGGAUGCAGAGGUGACCCAGAGGCCUGGGGUGUGGUCUGGGUGGGGUGAUGUCAGCCACUGUUGGUGCUUACUGAGGUGGCCACCUGAAUUCCCAUGACCGCCCCGGCACAUGCCCCAGCCCAGGCUGAGUGGACACCCCGGCCCUGCCCACUCCACUCCACAGCACAGCGCAGCACUAGACGGGGGAAAAGAUGUGACCACGGGCUGCGUCUGAGCAGAGCUGCAGACGCCUGCACAGGCAGCGCAUCAGCCCUCUGUAAGCACACGAGCCCCUUUGGCUUCAGCGCUCCCCUCCCUUGGGGCAAAGUGCUCGGUGCAGGAGACGGAAAAACACACACUUCAAGGGCACAGAGCCAACUCGAGCCCAACCCUCAGGGCUUCCGCUCCAGCAGCUUGGUUGCUGACCUCACCCCUGACAGGGUAGCGAUGGCCACUGAGCAGAGAGGCAGUCCCACCUCAUACCCUGCCCCACACAGGCUCCAGCCCCUCCAUCUCCAGCCACAUCCCCUACCAAGGUGACAGUGGCCAGCAUACCCUGAGGAAAGAUGUGACUGGUGUCCACAUCAAAUCCAGCCCUCACAGCAAAGACACUGGGCAAACAGUCUGCAUAGUGAUGCCCCACAUGGGAUCAUCCCUUGAGGACCACCAUAGGUAACUGCUUCAGGUAAAUGCAUAGAGACAGGGAAAGUUAAGUAAAAUGAAGAGGCAGAGGAACUACUCUCCACUGGAAAAAAGAGAAAACCCCAGAAAAAAUAAAUAAUGUAACAGAAAUAAGCAAUUUACCAAAGAAUUCAAAACAUUGGUAACAAAAAUCCUAACUGAGUUAGGGAAGAGGAUUGCUCUAAACACAGAUCUUCUUAAUAAGGAACUAGAAAAUAUAACAAAGACUCAAUCAAAAAUAGAUAAUUCAAUAUCUGAGAUUAAAAAGCACUCUAGAAGCCAUGAGUAAUAGACGAAAUGCCACAGAAGAACACAUAAGUGAUCUGGAAGAUAGAAUAAUGGAAAUCACCCAAUCAGAACAGUAGACAGAAAGACAAAUGAAAACAAAACAAAACCAAAAAACGAGGAACAUGCGCGAUCUCUGGGAUAACAUCAAACAUGCCAACACUCACAUUUUAGGGGUUCUAGAAGGAGGAGAGAGAGAGAAGGGUAUCGAAAUUAUGGCUGAAACUUCCUAAACCUAAGGAAGGAAACAGAUAUCCAGGUACAGGAAGUACAGAGGGUCCCAAACAAAAUGAACCCAAUCAGACCCACACCAAGAUAUAUAAUUAAAAUGGCAAAAGUUCAAGAUAAUGAAUUCUAAAGGCAGCAAGAGAAAAACAAGGAGUCAGUUACAUGGGAACCCUGAUAGGUCUGUCAGCUGAUUUCCCUGCAGAAACUUUGCAGGCCAGAAGCGAGUGGCAUGAUAUAUUCAAAGUGCUGAAACCUGGGGUACUCUAACCCAAAACGUUAUCAUUUAGAAUAGAAGAAGAGAUAAAGGAUUUCUUAGACAAGCCAAACCUAAAAGAAUUUGACAAUACUAAACUUACCCUAAAAGAAAUGUUGAAGGGUCUUCUCUAAACGGAAAAGAAGUAAGAAUAUAUAGGAAAGAGAAGAUCCCAAUAGGAAAGGCAAAUAUGUAGUAAGGACUGAAGACCACUUAAGUAAUCCAGUAUGUAAUUAAAAGACAAGCGUAAAAGCAGCUGUGACUACAAUAAACAGUAAAGGGAUAAACAUGAAGAUGUAAAAUAUAUCAAAAAUACAAAAUGUGGGGGAGGAGAGUAAAAAAUGUAGCUCUUUUAGAAUGCAUUUGAACUUAAAUGACUCAGUUUAAAUCAAGUAGUUAUGAUUAUGGGUCAACAUAUAGGAACCCCAAGGUAACCACAAAUCUAAAACCUACAAUAGGUACACAAAAACCAAAAAGAAAGGAGCCCAAGCAUACUACUAAAGAAAAUCAUCCAACCACGCAAGGGAAAUGAAAAGAAGAAAUGAACAGAGAAGAACUUCAAAAACAACUGGAAAACAAGUAAUAAAAUGGCAAUAGGUACAUACCUAUCAAUUUUUAUAGUUUAAAUGUCAAUGGACUGAAUACUCUGAUCAAAGGACAUAGGGUGGCUGAUUGGAUACUAAACAAGACCCUUCAGUAUGCUGCCAACAAGAGACUCACUUCAGGGUAAAAGACACACACGGACUGAAAGUGAGGAGAUGGAAAAAGAUAUUCCCUGCAAACAGAAACGACAAGAAAGAGGAGAUAGCAAUACUCAUAUCAGAUCAGGCAAAAUAGACUAGAACAAAGGCUAUAACAAAGAUAAAGAAGGGCAUUAUAUAAUGACAAAGGGAAUCAAUACAGGAAAAGGAUAUACUCUUCCUUAACAUAUACACACCCAAUACAGGAGCACCUACAUGUAUAAAGGAAAUACUAACAGACAUAAAGGGACAAAUUGACAAUAAUACAAUAACAGUAGGGGGCUUUAACACUCCCCUCACAUCAGUGGACAGAUCAGACAGAAAUCAGUAAGGCAACAGUGGUCUUAAAUGACACAAUAGACCAGACUUGGUCUUGGACUUGAUUGAUAUCUGUAGGACAGUACAUCCAAAACCAGCAGAAUACACAUUCUUCUCAAGUGCACAUGGAAUGUUCUCCAGGAUAGAUUACAUACUAGGUCACAAGAAAAAGCCUUAACAAAUUUAAGAGGAUAGAAAUUAUACCAAGUGUUGUUUCUGACCACAAUGUUGUUUCUGAAAUCAACUGUUGAAAGAAAAACAGGAAAAGAAGAAACACGUGGAGACUAAACAACAUGCUACUAAAAAAACAGUGGGUCAAUGAGGAAAUCAGAAAAUACUUCAAGACAGAUGAAAAUGGAAACACAACUUCCCAAAAUCUAUGGAAUGCAGCAGAAGUGAUUCAAGAGGGAAGUUCAUGGCAAUACAGGCCUUCCGCAGGUAACAAGAAAAAUUUCAAGUAAACAACCUAGGCUACCAUCUAAAAAAAUUACAAAAAGAAGAAAAAACAAAGCCCAAAGUCAGCGGAAGAAAGGAAAUAAUAAAGAUCAGAGAAGAAAUAAAGAGAUUUUAAAAAACAACUGAAAUGAUAAAUGAAACCAAGAGCUGGUUUUUUGUACAGAUAAACAAAAUUGAUAAACCUUUAGCCAGGCUUAUCAAGAAAAAAAAAAAAAGAGAGAGAGGAUCCAAAUAAACAAAUUAAGAAAUGAAAGAGGAGAAAUACCAACCGAUACCACAGAAAUACAAAAAAAAUCAUAAGAGAGUACUAUGAAUAGUUAUAUGCCAAAAAAAUGGACAACCUACUGAGAAAUGGUAUGCCAACAAAUUGGACAAUCUAGUGAGAAAUGGACAAAUUUCUAGCAACAUACAGCCUGGCAAGAUGGAGUCAAGAAGAAACAUAAUUUGAGCAGAGCAAUCACUAGAAGUGAAAUUGAAUUUGUAAUUUAAAAAAAAAAAAAAAAAACCUCCCAGAAAACAAAAGUCUACGACUGGACAGCUUCACAGCGGAAUUCUACCAAACAUACAAAGAACAUACACCUAUCCUUAAACUAUUCCUAAAAAUUGAAGAGGACGGAACGUUCCCAAAUUCAUUCUACGAGGCCACCAUUACCCUGAUACCAAAACCAGAUAAGACACCACAAGGAAAGAAAGUUAUGGGCCAAUAUCUUUGAUGAAUAUAGAUGCAAAUAUCCCCACAAAAUAUUAGCAAACCAAAUCCAACAAUACAUAAAAAGGAUCAUGUACCAUGAUCAAGUUGGAUUUAUUCCAGGGUCACAAGGAUGGUUUAAAGGUCACAAGUCAAUCGGUGCGAUACACCACACACCACAUCAACAAAAUGAAGGAUAAAAAUCACGUGAUCAUCUGAAUAGAUGCAGGAAAAGCAUUUGACAAAAUUCACCAUCCAUCAUGACAAAAACUCUCAUUAAAGUAGGUAUAGAGGGAAUAUACCUCAACAUAAUAAAGGCCAUUUAUGACAAGCCCACAGCCAACAUAAUACUCAGUGGUGAAAGGCUAAAAAUCUUCCUGCUGAAUGCAGAAACAAGACAAUGAUGCCCACUCUUGCCAUUUCUAUUUAAUAUAGUAUUGGAAGUCCUAGCCACAGCAGUCAGACAAAGAAAAGGAAUAAAAGGUAUCCAGAUUGGAAGGGAAGAGGUAAAACUGUCACUAUUUGCAGAUGACGUGAUAAUUUUUAUAGAGAACCCUAAAGUCUCCACCCAAAUACUAUUAGAACUAAUAAGUGAAUUCAGCAAGGUUGCAGGAUACAAGAUUACUAUACCGAAAUCAUUUGUGUUUCUGUACACUAAUAAUGAAAUAUCAGAAAGAGAAAAUUUUAAAAAAUAAUCCCAUUUAAAAAUCACAUCAAAAGGAAUAAAAUACCUAGGAAUAAACUUAACCAAAUAGGUGAAAGACCUGAAAACUAUAAAAUAUUGAUGAAGGAAAUUGAAGGUGAUACAAAGAAAUGGAAAGAUAUCCCAUGCUUUUGGAUUGGAAGAAUUAAUAUUGUUAAAAUGGCCAUUCUACCCAAAGAAAUCUACAGAUAUAAUGGAAUCUCUAUCAAAACACCCAUGACAUUUUUUUCUCAGAACUAGAUCAAAUAGUCCUAAAAUUCUUAUGGAACCACAAAAGACCCUGAAUUGUCAAAGCAAUCCUGAGAAAAAAGAACAAAGCUGGAGGAAUCAUGCUCCCUGACUUCAGGCUAUAUUGCAAAGCUACAGCACUCAAAGCAGUGUGGUAUUGGCGCAAAAACAGAUACAUAGAUCAGUGGAACAGAAUAAAGAGCCCAGAAAUUAACCCACACACCUACAGCUAAUUAAUCUUCAUCAAAGGAGGCAAGAAUAUACAAUGGAGAAAAGACAGUCUCUACAGCAAGUGGUGUUGGAAAAGCUGGGCAGCCGCAUGUAAAUCAAUGAAGUUAGAACACACCCUCACACCAUACACAAGAAUAAACUCAAAAUGGUUUAAGGACCUAAGUGUAAGGCCUGAAACCAAAAAAUUCCUGGAAGAAAACAUAGGUGGAACACUCUUUUUAUUUUUUAAAAAAAGUUUAUUUAUUUUAUUUAUUUGUGGUUGUGUUGGGUCGUUGUUGCUGUGCGUGGGCUUUCUCUAGUUGCGGCAAGCGGGGGCUACUCUUCGUUGCAGUGUGCAGGCUUCUCAUGGCGGAGGCUUCUUUUGCUGUGGAGCACGGGCUCUAGGCGCACGGGCUUCAGUAGUGGCAACACACGGGCUCAGUAGUUGUGGCUCGCGGGCUCUAGAGCGCAGGCUCAGUAGUUGUGGUGCACGGGCUUAGUUGCUCCAUGGCAUGUGGGAUCUUCCUGGACCAGGGCUCGAACCUGUGUCCCCUGCAUUGGCAGGCAGAUUCUUAACCACCACGCCACCAGGGAAGCCCGGUGGAACACUCUUUGACCUAAAUUAUAUGGUAUUUUCUUGGAUCAGUCUCCUAAGGCAAAAGAAAUAAAUGCAAAAAUACAUAAUGGUACCUAAUUAAACUUAAAAGCUUUUGCAUAGCAAAGGAAGCCAUCAAUAAAGUGAAAAGACAACCUACGGACUGGGAGAAAGUAUUUGCAAAUGAUAUGACUGACAAGGGGCUAAUAGCCAAAAUAUAUAAACAGCUCAUACAGCUCAAUAUCAAAAAAGCAAACAGCCCAAUCAAAAAAUGGCCAGAAGACCUGAAUAGACAUUUUUCCAAAGAAGACAUACAGAUGGCUAACAGGAAAAAAUGCUCAGCAUCACUAGUUUUUAGAGAAAUGCAAAUCAAAACCAUAAUGAGGUAUUACCUCACACCUGUCAGAAUGGCUGUUAUCAAAGU